UGUGUGUUUGGGCAGGUUCCUUUCGGUUUCGGUGAAGGGUUAGGCAAGGAGUCAGCAGAGACCCCACGGAAGCGGGACCCAGCCUCGGGGAGGCUCUCAGUGUGCUGGAGCCCAAACUGGUGGCCAGCUGGGGCCAGAAAGCCAUCGCCGCCUUCCCGAGAGCGUAGACCUGCUGGAGAAGACGGGUCUGCGAGCAUCCACUCCUUCCUGCGAGGUAUCUGGCUUUGGGCCAGGCAGGAAACAGGAAGCCAGGCAGGGUAUAUUCAGCCUGGGAACUCCCCCUCGUAAAACCAGUCACCCAGCCCGGUUUUUGCAUGCCAGGCAACAAAGGGGCCGACUUUCACCUGCUUCCGCUCCCUGGACCGCCGUGAGAACCCCACGUCUUGCGCUUGAAAUAUGCCUUGAACUCUCUUUGUCAUAGAGGUUGCCCUCAUAAAACGCACCAGGUCACUGCAGGAAAACACCCUCCACUUAGAGCCCUGACCUGCCUGCGUUUUAUAGCUGGUGCUGACAGCCCUGGCCACUCUACUGAGAGGCCAUUGGAAGACAGAAAAAGAAGAGUUAAUCCAGAGCGUGCUGACCCAGGUCGCAGAGCAAUUCUCAAGAGCAUUUAAAAUCAACGAACUCAAAGCAGAAGUUGCAAACCACUUGGCCGUGCUCGAGAAGCGCGUGGAACUGGAAGGCCUGAAAGUGGUGGAGAUUGAGAAAUGCAAGAGUGACAUUAAAAAGAUGAGGGAGGAACUGGCAGCCAGAAGCAACAGGACCAGCUGCCCCUGCAAGUACAGUUUUUUGGACAGCAGCAAGAAGUUGACGCCUCGGCGGGAUGUCCCCACGUACCCCAAGUACCUGCUGUCCCCGGAGACCAUCGAGGCGCUGCGCAAGCCCACCUUCGACGUGUGGCUCUGGGAGCCCAACGAGAUGCUGAGCUGCCUGGAGCACAUGUACCAUGACCUCAGCCUGGUCAGAGACUUCAGCAUCAACCCCAUCACGCUCAAGAGGUGGCUGCUCUGCGUGCAGGACAACUACCGGCAGAACCCGUUCCACAACUUCCGGCACUGCUUCUGCGUGGCCCAGAUGAUGUACAGCAUGGUCUGGCUCUGCGGGCUCCAGGAGAAGUUUUCCCAGAUGGACAUCCUGAUCCUGAUGACCGCAGCCGUCUGCCACGACCUGGACCACCCAGGAUACAACAACACGUACCAGAUCAACGCCCGCACAGAGCUGGCCGUCCGCUACAACGACAUCUCGCCCCUGGAGAACCACCACUGCGCCGUGGCCUUCCAGAUCCUCGCCCAGCCCGAGUGCAACAUCUUCUCCAACGUGCAGCCGGACGGGUUCAAGCAGAUCAGACAGGGGAUGAUCACGUUAAUCCUGGCCACUGACAUGGCGCGGCAUGCAGAAAUCAUGGAUUCCUUCAAAGAAAAAAUGGAGAAUUUCGACUACAGCAAUGAGGAGCACAUGACCCUUCUGAAGAUGAUCUUGAUAAAAUGCUGCGACAUCUCCAACGAGGUGCGUCCGACAGAAGUCGCGGAGCCCUGGGUGGACUGCUUGCUGGAGGAGUACUUCAUGCAGAGCGACCGAGAGAAGUCGGAAGGCCUUCCCGUGGCCCCUUUCAUGGACCGGGACAAAGUGACCAAAGCCACAGCCCAAAUCGGGUUCAUCAAGUUCGUCCUCAUCCCAAUGUUUGAGACAGUGGCCAAGCUCUUCCCCGUGGUGGAGCAGAGCAUGCUGAAGCCCCUGUGGGAGUCCAGAGACCGCUACGAGGAGCUGAAGCAACUAGAUGACGCCAAGACCUCAGAGACGACCGAGAGCCGGCCGGGUGGGGGCCCCGACAAGCCGAGGGAGAAGAGCAGAGACGCGAAAAAAAGCGAAGCAGACCGUGCCUGACGGAAGCGGGAGCGCCCGUGGGCGUCCGGGGCCGGGCCGCCCCACCAACCAGCGAGGCCUUCGCCCGGAGAAGAGCUGAUCCUGACCCCCUGGCACCCCACGACCACGUUUUUUAAGAACCACUUUGUUCACUGACAACAA
Molecule: messenger RNA, 2025 nt
Organism: Phyllostomus discolor (pale spear-nosed bat)
Lineage: Eukaryota; Metazoa; Chordata; Mammalia; Chiroptera; Phyllostomidae
Gene: PDE9A
Product: phosphodiesterase 9A
Exons: 16
Coding region: 730-1884 (384 amino acids)
Biological process (GO): cGMP catabolic process
Molecular function (GO): 3',5'-cyclic-GMP phosphodiesterase activity
Source: RefSeq, a predicted model, not a curated record